CAACCGGUUCGGACAGGAUGGCAGCUUUUCUUGUGAUUCCUCAGGAGAUGAUCACAGUCCAGGAUGUCGGGGUAAACUUUUUUGCCUACCAGACCCCUUUGGAUGCACCUGUGCAGCAGGAUUCAUGGGAAUCAAUUGUACAACAGAAUGUAACCCAGGAACGUAUGGAGCAAAUUGUUUGCAAGAGUGCCACUGCUCUCCACGUAACAUCUGUACCAAGGAUACAGGAGAAUGCAUUGAUGGGACUGCGUGUCAUGAAGGCUGGACUGGUGUCAACUGUCAAGUUCGAAGUUCCCCCAUUCAGGACGUUGACGGUGAUACACGCAAGUCAAGAUGUUCCUGUAAUAGAUGCUCCAGUCUACGAACUCAACGUCGCAUCAGUUUCCACAGAUGUCUCCAAAAACCUUUCAAACUUGAAAUAUUACGCAUCUUAUAACAUCACCAUCAUAUUUGUAAAUACAAGGUCUUAA
This is a messenger RNA of Strongylocentrotus purpuratus (purple sea urchin), 470 nucleotides long. RefSeq lists its product as uncharacterized. The record is from RefSeq and is a predicted model, not a curated record. The transcript is spliced from 4 exons. Bases 18 to 470 code for a protein of 150 amino acids. Lineage: Eukaryota; Metazoa; Echinodermata; Echinoidea; Camarodonta; Strongylocentrotidae.